This is a messenger RNA of Medicago truncatula (barrel medic), 423 nucleotides long. Its product is annotated as egg cell-secreted protein 1.3. Bases 1 to 423 code for a protein of 140 amino acids. NCBI's taxonomy places the organism in Eukaryota, Viridiplantae, Streptophyta, Magnoliopsida, Fabales, Fabaceae. The record is from RefSeq and is a predicted model, not a curated record. Gene Ontology annotation, biological process: double fertilization forming a zygote and endosperm. The transcript has a single exon.
AUGGCUUCCAAUCACAAAGUUUUAGUUCUUGUUGCUCUAACGAUCACUGCAUUGGUGCUAUCAACAUCUAUAGUGGAGUCUAGGAAACUCUCUAACCCUUCCAACUUGAUGAGCAUUGAGGAAAGAUUAAAAGUGAGUGGCGAACCUUCCAAUUGUUGGGAGUCACUUUUUAAGCUCCAAGCAUGUAGUGGUGAAAUUAUAACAUUUUUUUUAAAUGGGGAAACUUUUUUAGGAAAUGGUUGUUGCCAAGCAAUUAAGGUUAUUACAAAUGAUUGUUGGCCUAACGUUGUUUCCUCUCUUGGAUUCACCAAUGAAGAGACUCAUGUGUUGGAAGGAUAUUGUGAUGAAGUUGAGGAUAUUUAUUCACCCCCACCACCUACACCACUAGUAUCAUUUGUUGAGCCUAAGGAGAUUGUUCCAUAA